Molecule: messenger RNA, 1112 nt
Organism: Musca vetustissima
Lineage: Eukaryota; Metazoa; Arthropoda; Insecta; Diptera; Muscidae
Gene: mab-21
Product: protein mab-21
Exons: 2
Coding region: 15-1112 (365 amino acids)
Source: RefSeq, a predicted model, not a curated record
CAAACAGCCCAAACAUGCUGGUGCCGUCGGAUAUGAUUGCGGCCCAAUCAAAAAUGGUCUAUCAAAUGAAUAAAUAUUGUGCGGAUCGUGUGCAAACCCGCAAGGCACAAAUACACAAACAAAUUUUGGAAGUGUGUCGCAUAGUACAGGACGUUCUCAAAGAGGUGGAGGUGCAAGAGCCUCGUUUUAUAUCUUCCCUAAACGAUUACAAUGGUCGAUUUGAGGGCCUCGAAGUUAUAUCACCCACAGAAUUUGAAAUUAUUAUCUACCUCAAUCAAAUGGGUGUUCUAAAUUUUGUCGAUGAUGGUACCCUACCCGGCUGUGCAGUACUAAAGUUGAGUGAUGGCCGUAAACGUUCCAUGUCGUUGUGGGUAGAAUUCAUCACAGCUUCGGGGUAUUUAUCGGCACGUAAAAUACGUUCCCGCUUUCAGACACUGGUCGCUCAGGCUUGUGAUAAAUGUGCCUAUCGUGAUAUUGUCAAAAUGAUUGCCGACACAACAGAGGUUAAGUUGCGCAUUCGUGAACGUAUUGUUGUCCAAAUAACACCUGCAUUCAAAUGUGCCGGCCUAUGGCCCCGUUCGGCGUCACAUUGGCCCAUACCCGGUAUACCAUGGCCACAUCCAAAUAUUGUGGCCGAAGUUAAGACUGAAGGAUUUGAUAUGUUGUCCAAGGAAUGUAUAGCAUUGCAGGGUAAAAAUUCCGCCAUGGAAGGUGAUGCCUGGGUGUUGAGUUUCACAGAUGCCGAAAAUCGUUUGCUGCAAGGUGCCAGCCGCCGUCGUUGUCUAAGCAUUCUGAAAACCCUGCGUGAUCGUCAUUUGGAUUUACCCGGCAAUCCGGUUACCUCAUACCAUCUGAAAACCCUACUCCUCUAUGAAUGUGAAAAACAUCCUCGUGAAAUGGAAUGGGAGGAGAAUUGCAUUGCCGAUCGUAUCAAUGGCAUAUUUCUGCAAUUGAUUUCGUGUCUACAGUGCCGGCGUUGCCCUCACUAUUUUUUGCCGAAUAUGGAUUUGUUCAAAGGCAAGUCGCCGGGUGCUUUGGAAAAUGCCGCCAAACAAGUUUGGCGCUUAACACGUAUCAUGCUGACCAACGCACGAUGUCUGGAGGAGUUGUAA